This is a messenger RNA of Neopsephotus bourkii (Bourke's parrot), 417 nucleotides long. RefSeq names its product translational activator of cytochrome c oxidase 1. NCBI's taxonomy places the organism in Eukaryota, Metazoa, Chordata, Aves, Psittaciformes, Psittacidae. Gene Ontology annotation, cellular component: mitochondrion. The record is from RefSeq and is a predicted model, not a curated record. The transcript is spliced from 3 exons. The annotation marks the transcript as partial.
CCCCGCCCCACCUCCUCCUCCCGCCUCCUGUACCAGGCCCGCGCCCCCCACGGGGUCUCCCUGCUCCUCUCCAUCCUCACCGACAACCCCCGCCGCAGCCACCACCACGUGGGCCUCAUCCUCAGCCGCUAUGGGGGGACGCUGUCGGACGGUGCCCGCCAUGGCUUCGAGGAGGUGGGGGUGGUGCGUGUGGGGCCCAGGGACGCUAUGGGGCGCGCUAUGGGGCUGGAGGGGGCCCUGGAGGUGGCGCUGGAGGCCGGGGCUCAGGAUGUGAGCGAGGAGGAGGAGGAGGAGGAGGAGGAGGAAGAGCGCACGUUGAAGUUCCUCUGUGACCCCUCCUCCUUGGCCACCAUCCGGGCCCGUUUGGUGGCCUCGGGGCUCCUCCCCCUCUCGGCCGCUAUCAUUGACCUCCAUUGA